Molecule: messenger RNA, 3285 nt
Organism: Galeopterus variegatus (Sunda flying lemur)
Lineage: Eukaryota; Metazoa; Chordata; Mammalia; Dermoptera; Cynocephalidae
Gene: RANBP3
Product: RAN binding protein 3
Exons: 18
Coding region: 43-1824 (593 amino acids)
Biological process (GO): protein export from nucleus
Cellular component (GO): cytoplasm; nuclear pore
Molecular function (GO): GTPase activator activity
Source: RefSeq, a predicted model, not a curated record
CGGGCCGGCGCGGGGCCUUGUGGGAGGGCUUAAGGAAGUAAAAUGGCGGACCUGGCGAACGAAGAAAAGCCUGCCAUUGCUCCGCCCGUCUUUGUGUUUCAGAAGGAUAAAGGACAAAAGUCCUCUGCAGAGCAAAAAGGCUUGUCGGAUUCGGGAGAGGAGCCUCGGGGGGAGGCUGAGGCCCCCCACCAUGGCAUGGGUCACCCCGAGUCAGCUGGUGAGCAUGCCCUAGAACCUCCUGCCCCCGCUAGUGCUUCAGCCAGCACUCCUCCGCUUCCCGCUCCUGAAGCCCAGCUUCCUCCUUUUCCACGAGAACUGGCAGGGAGGUCAGCUGGAGGCUCCAGUCCCGAAGGUGGUGAAGAUUCUGACCGAGAAGAUGGAAAUUACUGCCCUCCUGUCAAGCGAGAAAGAACGUCCUCUUUAACCCAGUUCCCACCUUCACAGUCAGUAUCCAAAAACAAUGUUUUUAUGCCAUCAACCUUCUGCGAGUCUACUGCAGGCAAUUCUGACUCAGAACCAGAGGAAAAGAGCAGCGGGUUCCGAUUGAAGCCCCCGACGCUGAUCCACGGCCAGGCACCCAGCGCAGGUCUGCCAAGCCAGAAGCCCAAGGAGCAGCAGCGGAGCGUGCUUCGCCCGGCAGUGUUACAAGCUCCGCAACCGAAGGCGUUGUCACAGACCGUCCCUAGCAGCGGCACCAAUGGGGUCAGCAUCCCAGCAGACUGCACGGGGGCAGCAACAUCAGCACUACCCGACAAUACCACACGGAGAAGUCCCUCUGACUCUGCUGAAGAGGCACACACACUUGAGGAGAAAGAGCCCCAGAAAAAUGAGUCUAGCAAUACGUCUGAGGAGAACUGUGAAAAAAAAGGACAAGUUGCACAGCAGACAUUUAUAUUUGGGCAGAACUUGAGGGACAGGGUUAAGCUAAUAAAUGAGAACACUGACGUAGCUGACGUGGAGAAUGCCGGACACCCCAGUUCAGAAACGCCUACUGCAACAAACUAUUUCCUUCAGUAUAUCAGCUCCAGUUUAGAGAACUCGACCAAUAGUGCCGACGCCUCCAGCAACAAAUUCAUAUUUGGCCAGAACAUGAGCGAGCGAGUUUUGAGCCCCCCAAAAUUAAAUGAGAUCAGUUCAGAUGCCAAUAAGGAACACGUAGCUGCCGAGUCCGGAUCAGAGUCCUCUUCCCAGGAAGCUACCCCUGAGAAAGCAAAUAACAUUUCAGAGUCCCUGGCUGAGUCAGCAGCCGCCUACACCAAGGCAACAGCACGGAAGUGUUUGCUGGAAAAAGUGGAAGUCAUUACCGGGGAGGAGGCAGAGAGCAACGUGUUACAGAUCCAGUGUAAGCUGUUUGUCUUUGACAAGACCUCACAGUCGUGGGUGGAGAGAGGCCGGGGGCUGCUGAGACUCAACGACAUGGCAUCAACCGAUGACGGGACGUUACAGUCCCGACUAGUGAUGCGGACUCAGGGCAGCCUGAGGCUGAUCCUCAACACCAAGCUGUGGGCCCAGAUGCAGAUUGACAAGGCCAGCGAGAAGAGUAUCCGCAUCACGGCCAUGGACACCGAGGACCAGGGUGUGAAGGUCUUCUUGAUCUCGGCCAGCUCCAAGGACACGGGCCAGCUGUAUGCAGCCCUGCACCACCGCAUCCUGGCCCUGCGCAGCCGUGUGGAGCAGGAGCAGGAGGCCAAGGUGCCCGUCCCCGAGCCUGGGGCCGCCCCAUCCAACGAGGAGGACGACAGUGAUGAUGACGAUGUCCUGGCUCCCUCAGGAGCCACUGGCACUGGCGACGAAGGGGAUGGGCAGACAACCGUGAGCACAUAGCGGCCGGGAGCCUGGCUGCACGCGAGGCUGCUGCUUUGUCCGUCUGUCCGCCGCCCGCCCGCCCCCUCCCCGCAGGCAGCGUCGAGGCGUGGGGCCCGGGAACCAUAUGCCCCGCCGGGUUGGCCACAGUCUGGACCCGCACGUCCUGUUGAUAAGCAGACUCGGGAACUGCCUGAAUGUGGCUUGGGACACGAGACCUCAUCAUAUUGAUGAGCAAAACAAAAAAGAACAUUUCUUCCCUGCCCUCCUUUGAAUUGAAAUGGCACAUUAAGACUUGUCAUGGCUUCUCACUGGGAAUGGGAGACCUGGUUUCUUCACCCCUCGUGUUGUGAGCCUCUGGGUCCAGCCGGAGCUUCAGCCUCACCACCGCCUCCUGCCCACACCCAUCCCUCUAUGUCAUGGAGUCCUGCCCUGUGGGAAGCAGCUGGCCCUCUGCACCCCAGGGCUCACCCCUUCCUACCAGCCGAGGUCCCUUGUCUCAGGCCUGGGACCCCUAGCCCAGGCCAUGGGGUCUGCUCACAGAAGUGUAAACACUGGGCCUGUUGGACAUUUCGUUAACUACUAUUUUUAUUUCCCGUUUCCCCUAUUCUGAUUUGGGGUUUAUAUUUUACAGAUUUUAUUUUAUUUUUUUUUUAUUUUCAAAGGCUUUGUUUUUGGUUUCUUAGCUUAAGAUGCUCUGGUGCGCUGAGCAGACACAGCUCCUUCGAGGUCCCUGUUCUUGUGGUCCUGGCCUCUGAGCUGGCGGAGAGGGUGUCACCAGGCCCCCACUGUUCACCCUGGUUUCCUCCAGACCAAGUCAUAGGGUACUGAGGCGUUGGGCCUAUCAGGCCUAGAUCUGGAGAGUGCCUGUCUGGGAAAAGAUCCCUGGAAGGGUCCCCAGGGUCCCCUACCAUCAUCCUCCUUGUCCACAUCAUGUGGUUCACGCAUCAUCAGGCACCCGGGCAAAAACCUGCUUCCUGCUGUUGGCCAUUCAUUUCCCAACACUGGCAUCACUGCCCCCAAAACUUUCCAGGGCUGGGGGCCUCUGUAGGAGGCAGAGGGCGACCCUAGCCAGGACUUCACUGAGGAGCCAGGGGGCUGGGCCAGACAGCAGGCUGUCCCACACACACGCAGCACGCACAGGAGUGGCACCAUGCCCACCCCCACCCAGGAGUGUGGUCAAGAGCCAGCCGGCACCGCCCACCCUGUCCCACCCUUGGAGAGUUGAAGAGAAGGCCUCGUUUCUCCAGCUGUGCUGCCCACACCUCCAGGGUCUUUGGCUGGCACUGCCCAGCCCCCGAGCAAGCCUGAGCCAGGGAAGACACCAGAGACCCUCCCAAGAGAUCCGGUCACACUUCUCUGCUUUAAGCCUUAGCCAACUAGUGACAAGUAAAACCAGAUAACGCCCAUGUGUUUUGGAACAUUUAUGUAAGAUUGUCAUAUGAAAUGUAUUUGGGAACUACAUUAAAACUUUUAACUAAA